Molecule: messenger RNA, 915 nt
Organism: Acanthamoeba castellanii str. Neff
Lineage: Eukaryota; Discosea; Longamoebia; Acanthamoebidae
Product: SNARE domain containing protein
Exons: 4
Coding region: 1-915 (304 amino acids)
Biological process (GO): intracellular protein transport; exocytosis; vesicle fusion
Cellular component (GO): plasma membrane; SNARE complex; endomembrane system
Molecular function (GO): SNARE binding; SNAP receptor activity
Source: RefSeq, a predicted model, not a curated record
AUGAAAUUGAAAAGCACGAAGAAGGUGGAGGUGAAGCAGCCGGCGAUGGUGGAGGACGCGCCAGACCUCGAAGAAGGGCAGGACCAGGACCAGGGCUCUCCUCGUCGCAUCACGCAGCAGAAGGAGAUCAAGAUGAAGAUCAAGGCGUCGCGAGAGGAGGUGGACGAAUUCGAGCGAUUCUCCAGACAGGUGGAGGAUGUGCGACCGCUCUUCGAUGAGAUGAGCGCCAAGGUGCGCAAGAUGCGCGCCAUCUGCGCCGAGAAGGUCUACAAUCCGAAAUCAGAGGUCGCCUUUGAUGAGUUGAAGGCCAAGGUGGACGAGGUGGCGGGCCUCAUCCGACGCAAGAUCCUGGCCCACCAGAACAACGACAAGAACCAGCAGGAGGUGAAGGGCAAGAUUCUGGCCACACUCAUCAACGAGCUCGUCGUGCAAACCAACCGCUACAAGGAGGUGCUGGUGCAACAUGAGUCGGACAUGAAGGAGCGCAUCGCACGACACCUGGAUGAGGUGGCGGACGAGCAGGAGGUGGAGUCGGAGUACCGCUACGACGCCAACAUGAACACGGACACCUUUUUCAAGCGCUACGUGUUCAAGGAGGACGCCCAGCGCGCGCGUGAUCACCUCAAAGAGAAGCACCGCGACAUCGCCAAGAUCGAGAAGGACCUGGUCGAGCUCAACGGCAUCAUGCAGGACAUCGGCCAGCUGGUCGAGUACCACAACGAGCUGCUGGACCAGAUCGAGAUGAAUGUCGAAGAGGGAAAGGCCAAGGUGAACUUGGCUACCCAGGAGCUGGCGGAGACGAGGGUGAUCGUGCAGCAGAUUCGUAGGAAGAAGCUGAUGACCUUCCUCACCAUCGGCCUCAUCGUCGUCAUCGUGAUUGUCGUCAUCGUGGUCGUCGCCGUCAUCAUCCUGUGA